This is a messenger RNA of Pogonomyrmex barbatus (red harvester ant), 4481 nucleotides long. RefSeq lists its product as uncharacterized. NCBI's taxonomy places the organism in Eukaryota, Metazoa, Arthropoda, Insecta, Hymenoptera, Formicidae. The record is from RefSeq and is a predicted model, not a curated record.
UUUAUUUUUUUUUAAUUUUUAACUGUUUCCCUCUUAAAGAAAGGCAACGGUCACGUUCAUUUAAAUUUGAAAAUUCGUAACAAUUCGGAACUCUUCGGAAAUAAUCGUCUAUCGGUUAGUGGCGUCGUAAAUAUUCAAAGAGAAAUAAGCGAAACUGUCUAAAGUUCACGAAUAAAAAACGCUCGUAUUGUUGCAUUAACACGUUGAUUUUCGUAUCUUUAAUUGUCGAAGUGAAAUUUCUACCUGCGAAGCUGCAUCGUAAACAAAAAAUAUAACCUGUAAAGAUCCAAUGUUUUCUGAUGGCCAAGCUGAGAUCACAUUCGGAAAUCUUGAGACAGACGAGCGUUUCAAAAAAUUGGAACGUUCCUUGAAGCUGGCUCUGUUGAAAAAGGGCAUGCAAAAGAGCAAAGCUUUGCCGGUGACAACUUGGCCCAGCAUUUCAAGUAUUAAUGUAGAUACUUUAGAUUCCAGCUGUAUGACUCCAUCAUCGCAAACUUCUGUGAUCAAGAGUGAAGUCCUAGCUUCCAGCAACAAUCUAAGAAACUUGCUUUUAAAGAAAAGUCAUAAUAUCGCGCAGGAUGUAAUGACUACAUCUAGUGUCAAACAAUAUCGUACUCAGCAGGAAAACCAUAUGGAUCGUCUUAUUAUGCCACCACCAGCAGGAACUAUGGUUUAUCGGACUUUAAAAGAUUCGCAGGACAGAAUUAUGUCGAAUUAUGAAAAGGCACCAUCAACUUUCAAUAAAUCUAUAAAAUCUUCCAUAGAAAAUACAUUGUCUUUGACAAGCACUCCCAGUUGGAUAUCUACUAAUAAUACACAUACUAAUCAAGAACAUCAAAAUGUUUUGGUAGCAUCAACAACUCCUGUUAUAAAUAACAUCAGAGUUUUUUCAAAAUGGAAAGUUAUGUUAAAUGACCGAUACGAGUUGAUAAUUAAGGGGACAUUGGAAUGUGGAAGGAUUGCACGUAGCAAACCAGUUAUUAGAAGAUAUUCCGCGAUGUGUGUUGAAUCUAAAUACAAGCACAAAUACAGUCUUCAAGGAAAUAUUGUCGAUGAGAGAAAUGCAUUACCAGAUUAUAUUCGUGGAAAAUUUUAUAAUGGCUUUCCUGAUGAUUGGGAGAAUGUCUAUCAAAUAUGGAGAAUGUACUUUAGCCAGGGAUGUCCAGUAACAUUUCGUUGGCCUACUCCAAUUACUGACAGUGAUGACGACUUAAAAAGUGAACUGACAGAUUUCACAUGUGCACGCGCGAGAAUUAACGAAACUGUUCCUUCUGUGGAAUCUCAUAAGUCAAAUGAAUAUAUUAAGGUUGAAGAUCUGAGCAACACAACUUCUGGAAAGGAGAAAUGUCAUAAUUAUUUUACUCAGAAUUCUACAAAUUAUAAGAAAAGCGCAUCACCUGUAAAGUCUUUAAUUUUCAAUUCUGAAAAAGAUAUUCCUGUUGUACAAACGAAAAAUGUAAAAUCACUGUGCAACGAAGAUAUCGAACAAAAUGUCGAAUUAAAUACAAGUCGAUCUUUCGCGUCUAAAAAAGUAAUUGAAUUAAAAGAUAUUUUUCAAGAGAAUAAAUUGAACAUUAUUAUCAAGAAUUUGGCAGACCGCAAUUGUCCUCCAAAGUAUAUCGACAAAAUUAUCGAAAUGUUUAAUUGUUUGGAGUAUGUAGAAUCAUAUGGAACGGGAUCGGAAAGCAAUAAUAAUUCGUUGGUUAAUUGCGAAAUGUCCAAGUUGAAAACAAUUCCGCAAUCGAGUUUAGCACACGAUAACAAUUGCACGAGCAUUAAUAGAUUUAAAAACAAAAUCGAAAUGAAAAGUUACGGACAUUCCACCGAUCUGGGAUACGGAAGCAUAAAAAAUGAUUCUAACGCAGUCUACUUAUCGAAUCCAGUGAAUAUCGAAUCGGGACAUGACAAAGAUUCAGAUAAAUCAGAGAGUGAGACUUAUGCAGGCAUACCAAAAAUAUCGAUCGGACGAAUUUUAAAAACCAGAGACGCUACAUCUAGAAAUAUAUAUAAACGUAAAAUAAAGAAGAAGACAACUUAUUCAGUUUCUCAAGAGCCUACAGUGAGUUCAAUCGACGCCAAGAAAAAUUUACUUCCAGAUGAAUCUUGCAUCAGUAUUACGGAGGAUGAAGUGGAAACAGUGAAGAACAGAGAGCAUGGCAAAAUAACGAAUGUUCAAGAACCACAAGAAAUUAUCUUUUUGAGUCAUCAAAAGAUACAGAGGAAUAAUUUUGACGAAUACGAAAAAAGCAAGUUUGUAAAGUCUGCGCAAAAUGAGUCACUCGAUGCUUUGAAAGGGCAAAGAGUCAACCGAAAUAUUUUUACAAAAGAACAGAAGAUUCCUUAUAGGAUUCAGAAUACACGUUCACAAUUCAUUACGGAUGUCGAUUACACCACGAAUUCUGAUAUCGAUAUUGUAACUAUAAGCACGAAUUCGCGAAAAUCAGGCAAAAAUGCGGCAGGAUCGCAUGUGGCAGGAUCCAAUGUGGACCAAGAUAUUAUGAUAAAUAACGAGAAUAAUAACGUCUUUCUCGAGAAGCCGUGCGCCUCUCCAAAAUUAAAUGACGAAAAAUUUGUUGAACAAUCGAAAAAUGAGACUGUUACGAAAAAAUCAAAACCUACUAUAAUCAGUUCAGUACCAGUAAAUUUACACUUAACAAUAAGUAAUGCAAAGCUGAAGACCGGACAAUCACGUAGUUCCGACACGGAAAACGAGGAUAAGCAGGAUACGAAUAUUCGGUCAUCGGAGGAAGCUGAUAAGAAAUCCAUGUUGAAAACAAAAUCUGUGAUUAAUGAUUUUAAUUCUUAUAAGGCAACAAUGAUAAAAGAAAUAUGUCCGAUAAUGAAAAACAAAAAUGAAUGGAAUAAUAUAAAACCUAUUAAUAUCUCGCCAAAUCUAAUGACGACACAGCCUGAAGACAGUAAACUUGGAGAUGAGAAGAACAUCAAAAUAUUGAUGUCAUGGAUGCCAAAAAUAGUGUAUUACAGGAAAUCAGCGUCUGAAUUAGGUUUAACUUUUCAAGGAAAAUUGCUCAACGAAGUUGGUCAUAUUAUGAAUAGAAAAUUUACAACGGAUAUUGUGCUGAGGCGACUUUCAGGGACUAUGAUCGAAACGGUGAAUCAUGAAUUUUAUGAACUCCUUGGACCUUUGAAUGAUAACAAGCAUUCUAUCCCUAGAGAACUUGUAAAACAAUGUCGUUACGGAUGUCCUGCCAAUAUCGAGAAAUUCUGUCUGACUUGGAAAUCGUUGCAACAUGAAAAUGUUCAAGAAGUUAAAAAAAAAGUUCAUGAUACAACAAUGGACUCACUGAAUGCACCUAUUAGUUCGAGAGGUCGUCGGAUCUUACCUCCAUUAUGUUAUUGGAGAGGUGAACGUAUAACUUUGAAAGAUAACAAUCCAAUUUAUAGUCCAGGCAAUUCGCAGGAAUCAUCAUUACUUUCACUGACUGAUAAUUCGAAAGAAAUUCAAAAGAAUAUUGAGGAUACUGAAGAAAAAAAGAAAGUAAAUCGCAAAAAUAUAUCAACGAAGCAAAAUGCAAAUAAGAAAGUUCUGCAAUCUGAAUUAAAUAAAAUUUCUGAUACAAAUAAAAAUUCGAUUCGAGCUUCAGAAAAGUCACCUAAAAUCAAAGCUACGGAUAGUGUACGAUUAGAUAACUUAAGGAAAUCUCGAAAAUCUGUCAGUAGCAAACGACGAAUAGCACAAAAGUUGACGUUUCUAUCUACUGAUUCCAGUGAAGAGGAGCAAAAGAUGUCACCACAAAAACGUAUGCGCAAUUUUCGAGAAAACAAAAACGCAAAUUCAGAAACAUCUCCACAAUAUACCAUGACGUUGAGAAAACGACAAAAGGUAGAAACAAGAUCUUCAUCUAGGAACAUGUCCAAAAAUUAUGAAGCGUAUGCACCACAAAAAAGAUAUGACGUGACAUAUCUUUAUUAUAAAGAUAUUCCGCAAACAAAGGAUGCCCUAUCAGAAAAUGAAGAAUUAUCUGCAUAAUCUUGAGCAGUAAUCUCGAUAUAAAUAAUUAUUUUGUGUGAUAUUGAUAACAAAUAUGCAAAAUUCUUUAUUUUAAGAAAAUAUUUUUAUCUUAUAUAUCUCUUUUCUUAAAUUUUGUAUGUGUAAAUCAUAAGAUCUAAAUUUUUGUUCAUUUAUGUUGAUACAAUACGAGUGCCAUUAUUUUUUAAUAAAAUAAUAUAAAUGUAAUAUAAAUGUAAUAUAAUAUAUAGUAAUAAUAUUAAAUAUAAGAUUCUCUGGGUAGAAAUACAGGAUGUAUAUUUUUAAAAGGAGGAAGAAUAAAAGAAACAAAGAGGAUUAUAGAAAUACAAGGCUUUAAAUAUAUUGCUUUCGUGUUUAAUGUUGUCAUUUAACAAUUGUAUAAAUUGUAUGUAUGAAAUAUCAUUUGUUCUUAAGUGAUAUAAGAAACAUACAUAAUUCAUUGGUGCGUAUUUAAAUAAAAAUUGCGGACAGUCAAUACAGAUACAAAAAA